AAGCCCUUCUCAGUGUUCAAGCUAGCUUAAUGUCUCCUGUCUGCGCGAGGUAGGUGAUGGCCGUCUGUUAACGACAACACGACGCUUUAAAAAGGUUCGGUGAACACACCGAACACCUGCGGGAGGACUUCCGGUAACCCUGAAUCUAUGGCCAUGGUGACCAAGAAAGUCCGCUCCGAGUACAUGAAGCGGUUCCGGGACCCCAAAUGGGAGACUUUCUCCAAAUGCUACGAGGACUCCCUGAAGUACCGCCUGACCCGCCGGGUGAUGGAGCAUUCCCACAAGCCCUGGUUCUGGGAGGGCUGGGAUCGGGGCUCGGAGUCCAGCGGCUGGUCCACGCCCAGGUUGAGCUGCAACAAAGUGGCACCGCUGCAAUCCAAUGAUGGAGACCAGCUGCCCGAACAGCCCGGGUCCAGUCCAGACGCCAGGCAGCCAUCGGAGGACGGCGUGGACGCGGUGGUGGCAACGGAAGUGGCCGUAGUCGAUGCUGCGGUGCCAGCAGGGGCGGAGACAGAAAGCGGCGACUCAGCGGCUGUGGCGCCUCCUUUAAACCCCGGCGAGGCCUCCGAUGACACCGACAACGGGCCGCUUCAUUCGCCCUCCUCGGACGGUGAGAUCGCCAACUCGGUGCCGAGGCGACGUCACCACCGCCGCCGCACGCCCCACUCGGAUGCGGGACGCUUGGACUGUUCCCACGGGGACAAGACAGCCGCCGUGAGAAAACCUCAGCGAGCCAAGAGCCAGCCGCCUGCCAGCUCGAAGGAGAACCGCUGGCCUGUGGGGCGACUGGAUUGGACGGAGCGCCAUGACAGGACGACGCCCAAUCACAGUCACGUGUCUGACGCCUGCGUUCAGACACGCCCACCCGACAAGCGUGGCAGUGCGGAGCGGCGCCGGGCGCGAUCGGCCGACCUCGACAAGCUCCGGCGCUCGCAGCUGGCGGACGAGCGCUGGGUGACCGAGUACAUGCGCUGCUUCUCUGCACGCACCAGGUAGACAAGACACGCCCACAAGCCGGAAAGACAGGAAGUAGUCUGACAUCUUUCAAAGUAAAAGCACCCGUGUGGUGCUUUUAACAUGAGCCAGCAAGAAUGCGAGUGAUCAGAAUAAUCAAAUUUUUACCAGCACUCAGAUUUUUACAUUUACUAUUAAUAUAUUUAUUAUUAUUAUUAUGUGGUUAGCGCGCAGGCCUCACAGCUAAGAAACCUGAGUUCAAUUCCACCCUCGGCCAUCUCUGUGUGGAGUUUGCACGUUCUCCCAGUGCAUGCGUGGGUUUUCCUCCGGGGACUCCAGUCGCACCCCCCCCCAUUCCAAAAACAUGUUAGGUUAAUUAGCCACUCCAAAUUGUCCAUAGGUAUGAAUGUGAGUGUGAAUGGUUGUUUGUCUAUAUGUGCCCUGUGAUUGGCUGGCCAACGAUAAGCAGUAGAAAAUUAUUAUCAGACAAGACCCCACCCCUUUUUCUUCUUCUGUCUGUGCAAACUAUGCAAACACUCCGAAGUGAAGAUAAAAUAUUAGUUAUGACCUUUUUAGUGACUCAUUUGAAGAACUCAUGCGACUUUGAUUGUUUUGCAGCGUAACUUAUGUAUUUUGUAAGUUAUCGAUAUUGAACACUUGACAAAAAAAAAAAGAUUGUCGUUGAAAAGCUAAUGCUAAUUAGCUGCCGGAAAGACAAAGAAUUCACUGAAAGUUUGCAAUGUAUUUCAUAGUUCAACAGUGGAGGUCAAAGGUCACAUUGCUACUUAUGUCUGAAUGUUGACAAUCAAAGCUGACAUCAAUGUUUACAUUGUACAUACAUCAAUAAAAGUACACAUUUAAUACGUGACCUUUGUCUCCAUUCCGCAUGUUUGUUCCGACGAACAAAAAGGUCAGUGAACACAACAUUUGGAUAAAAAAAAAAAAAUCAAACAUCUGUUGGUUUAUUUUCAACAAAUGUGAUGUCAAAAUUAUUCUCAGCAAAAAUGAGAAGUACGCCAAAAAAGAAAAAUCAACUUUUAAAGUUUAGCUUAAAAAAAUACAAAUAAAACGCUCACGGCAGUCCAGCUGCCAGGAUGCUGCCAACCAGCGUGCGAUCCUUCAGUGCGUUCUCCACGUCCUUCUCCUCGAUCUUCAGGAACACCUGCAAGGCACAGGAAGUGACUGUGUGAAUGACGGGAAACAGGAAGGAAGGGACAUUGGACAGUAAAUGGAAACGGCAUUGAGGGCAAACAGAAGAUGGCAUAGCAUUGCGAGCGAAUGGGGGCAAACAGGAAGUGAGUGUCAGCAAUCAGGAAGUAGUUGAGAGUAAAUGAUGCAAACAAAAGUGAUGUGAGCGAAUGACAGCAAACAGGAAGUGGCAUUGUGACUGAAUGACAUCAAACAGGAAGUAGAAUGGGUGACAGAACAUCAUUGAGAGUAAACGAUGCAAACAAAAAUGUGAUGUGAGUGAAUGACAGCAAACAGGAAGCGCCAUUAUGAGUGAAUGACAUCAAACAGGAAGUAGAAUGGGUGACAGAAUAUCAUUGAGAGUAAAUGAUGCAAACAAAAAAAGUGAUGUGAGUGAAUGACAAAACAGGAAGUGGAAUUGACGGCAACCAGAAAGCCACAUUGUGAGUGAAUGACAUCAAACAGGAAGUAGAAUGGUGACAGAACAUCACAGAGUAAAUAAUGCAACCAGAAAGCGACAUUGUGAGCGAAUGACAGCAAACAGGAAGUGGCAUUGUGGGGGGAGGCAUACUUUGGUCAGACGUGCUUCUUUCGCCUUCUUCAGAGCGAAAACUCCUCGACUCUCCAGCAGCGUGCAGAGCGACAAACAUUCCGCCUGGCUGACUCCGCCCACCUGCCUCUGAGCGCACAGGCGGCUGUGGACCUCAUGAAGCUGAAAGGUCAAAGCGUGACGUCUUUAAUAAAAGAUGUGAAACGCCGACAUGGCGGUGAAUCUCCACGUGGGAAAAAGCAACAUCUGCUCACCUUUCCGAGGACGACCUCUUUGCUCUUCCCGCUGCGUCCCAGCAGCAGGAGGCAGCAGACUAGAAGUUUCUGCUGAAGAGGGAAACUUUCCCCAUCGGAGGCGCCGCCCUGCGACGCCAUGCGGUCGCCGUACACCUCAGAGAGGACGCGUGCUACUUGAGGGACGCUCACGUGAGACUCUGCGGCGCUACGGUCAGUGGCGUCGGCCGCCCUCUUCUUCCUCUCGUCAGACUCCACGAUCUCCACCGCUCUCCUGCGGACACAACUGGUCAGUUCCUGCGCGAAGCCAGCGACCCCACGGAGACGGCGAAAAGUCACCUGCAAAUAUCCAGAGCCUUCCUGGCGUCUCCCGACACGGCCGAGACUUUACGGGCGCAAAACUGCACGGCGGCGGCGUCCAGGAUCCCGCCCACCGAUACCUGCCGAACCAGAACAUGAAUAAAAGAAACCAAACCAGGAAGUAGUCAGUGUCUCGUGGCGAGAGCGCUACCUGAGCCAGGCGGUCCUGAACGAUGGCGGUUAGCUCCUCUCGACUGUAUGGGGGGAAGUUGAGCAGCUGGGGGCGGCAGCCGGGACGCGCCUGAAGUCUGGGAAGGAUGCGGUCGGUCAAGUCCAACGCGUUGGCGAUUCCUGAGGAACGACACCAUCAGAACCGAAGACAGAAGGAGAAAGAAGAUGGCCGCUGCACGAUGGCACGCUCACCGAUGAGACAGAGGCGGGACUUGGGGAGGUGGGGCCACUCAAAGAUGGUGUACAUGACAUCCUGGCAUUUACUGUCCAGCUGGUCCAACUCGUCCAGAACCAGAAGCCUGCGGAGCGUAGUCAAAGUUAAAGUUUCUUUUAUGCCACAGUUUGACCCUGGAACAGAUCAUUUCUAUAUACUGUACAUUACAGGGGAAAAACAAGGUAUUUUUGUGCAUUACUUCAAGUAUGAAGUAACGUUGACUCACACUGCAGGUCCUGGUCUUGUCAGGUGACCCCGCAGACCUUUGUGUCCUCCCGACACUUUCAGUUUGUCGGCCAGCAGCGGGAAAAUGGCGUGCGAGCUUCUCAGGCUCAUACAGUUGACCACCAGCGUGCGAACGGACGCCAUCUCCUCCUGGAAAAAAAACAACCCCAAAACACUGAGACGCUGUCAGGUGACAUAUUAAAAGCGCAUCCUGAAGCGGACUCGCCGACGCCAACCUUCAUUUCCUGCAGGACACAGUUGAGGCAGGCCGUCUUGCCGGUUCCUGGCGCCCCGGAAAUGUAAAGGCUGCCGGGGAGGCUCCGCAGGGCCUUGUCCUCCAGGAAGGAGUGGAUGGCGGCUCGCUCGUUCUCUCUGGAUAAAAGGCGCUCCGGGACGGCGGUGUGGAGCGCUUGCUUCACGCUCAAGAACCUGGACUCUGAAGAAGCAACUUCCUGUUAUGAUCCGUGGGUGUUCACGCCACAAUAAGACAACAAAAUGACGCACUUUCUGCACAAAGUCGAGACGCCGCUGGCUUCUUCUCCGGACUCGGUCGUGCGGGACUUCCAGAAAGGACUUCCUGUUGCCUCGGUGAUGAAGCGGUGACGGGGGAGUUUUCGUCGAAGGCCAGACGCCGCGGCGACAACAGAGACACUUUGCGCUGUUUGGGUGGAGACACCAUCGGGGUGGCGGCCAUAUUGAGGAUGUUGUCUUCGCCUUCGUGGGGACGAACAGUUUCAUGUUAGCAUGGUGGACCGAGCUGCUCGAUCUCUGAUGCUCACCUGUGCGUUUCCGCGGGCUGAGGGGCAGCCUGGCUGGCGAGGGAGAGGGCACCACGGCAGGUGGUUUCUGCGAAUGUGGGGACAGGGCGGCGGCCUGCUGCCGCCCAGGUGAGAGCGGCCCGAUGCCGUCUUCAAGCCGGGCCGGUGAUGGGAGUGCACACUUUUCAUUUUUGGGGGCUUUGGGCUUCGAGGACACCCGGGAGGACUUCCGUCUAGGGAAGGGCAGAGUGGGUUGUGUGCGACCCUGUGAGCGCGUGCUCGGCAUUUUCUCCACCUGACCGGAAGUAAAAACACUCAACGUCACGAAGGACUUUAUCUAAAAAAAAUAGCCUGGUUAUGCAUUUAGCACAACAUUAGCGACUUUAAUUUCACCACAAACAUCUAACAAAGCCAACAUAACCACAUUUAAAGAGUUUACAUGCAUUUACAUUGUAGUGUGUUCGCUAUACAGUUAGCAUGUAAACAAAGGAAGUAGUUUGUUUAAUGGCGCCAAACGAUUUCAACAAGGAAACACAUAUUUAGACAAAAUCACCGUGACUGGUUUAAGUUAGUACUUCUUCUAAACACUAGUACUAGUAUUAGUACUAGUACGAGUGCACCACUGAAAAGGAAUACUUACAUUGUAAGCACAAAGCACUUUUAGCCGACAUGCUGUAAACAAUUGAAGCACAAACUACUCCUUCGCUCAACAUUCGUUCAUUCGCCAUAUUAAAUUUUGAUAGUUUAACUUACCCACCCUUGGAUCAAGUAUAAAAAUAUCUCGUCGGUGAAACGUUCGAACGUCCUCGUCCUCGAAAGUCCACAGAAACCAAACUUUUGCGCCAAAUGUUCUUUGCCUCCGAAGCAAAGCAGCUGGUUCCCGCCGGCAGCUCUCUGAUUGGUCCGUCCAAGCCUGACAACAGCUGGCCCUCGGCGCUCAUUGGCUCACCCCGAGACGGAAUAUUACGUCAUAUUUAAACGCCCACCAAGGAGCUCGUUGGCGGGAGAUUCGGCAGUGUAGAGAGAGAGAGAGAGAGAGGCAAUAUUUCCCGGGAACUUUUGUAUAGUUGAUUAGGCGCGUUUGGUUAAAGAUUAGAUUUUCAACUCACUUUUAAUGGCGCGUUACGUUAUUACGGCAAUAUUUGAAGUUAUCUUUAUUGACAACAGUUUUUGUUGGUGCACAGUAUACUGCUAUAUAUUGACGUUUAACAUUUAAAUUUAACUUUUACUUACUGAGGAUCACACAAUUCAAAAUUACAGAGCUGCUUAACGGACCCGAGGGAAAAUAAUUUAAUUUUUUUUUGUUUUGUGUUAUUACGACCCCAAAUUUGAUCAUGGACUUCCAACAAGAAGUCAUGCUCUAAGUUAUACAUAAUUUCUCAGAUUCAGUGGCCAUUAUUAUCUGUUAAAGCUCACUGGUGACACUUGGAUCAGCAAUUACAUUACAUCCUCUUAACAUCAAACCAAUAAAAUGCUGCUGCGUCAACGUCAUCGCGUACCGGAUGUUUGCGUUGCAUCUUCAAAUUAAGAGCAGCAGUUUGCGACAGGACACUGUUUAAUUCAUGAAUAGGACAAGCUGUGGACACAAGUGAAUGAUUUUAGCAUUAGCAGUGUACCUGUUUGCUGUUGUCUCAUCAACAAUUACGUUGCUGACACCUAGUGGUCACACAGGAGCUGCUGUCAGCCACAACUCAGUCCCGUCAGUGACACUCUUCAAUAGGCGUCAGUACAUAUUUGUAUUGUAUUACAGUAUUUGGACCAAGAAUACGUGCAAUUUGCUUUUAUAUGUAUAUUUCGAAACAGUGGCCAUUUUUUUAAAGAAACAAUACAGUAACUGAUGACUGUAUGUUACUAGAAAUAGCAAAAUAUUGUUCUAUGCUUAUUUACAGGCAAUUUUAAUUAGCAAGAAUGAGAUGGAAUAGAAAGUUUCAAAGAGUUAUUGCAUUAAUAACGAGUUUCUUUUGUGAAAGUGAAGUUAUGGUCAGAUGCAAGUGUAAUAAAAGUGUUCCACGAGGAUGCACCCUUUUCCCCAACAGGAAUAUAUUUAUUGAAAAUGUUUUCAAGUGAUAAAAAGAUGUGAUUAACAGGAAAUGAGACAUUGUAAAAAUGCUCCCCUCGGCUGGUUUGAGUGACGGCGCUCCAACAUCCACACAAGCUC
This is a messenger RNA of Doryrhamphus excisus (bluestripe pipefish), 6811 nucleotides long. RefSeq names its product centriole, cilia and spindle-associated protein a (gene ccsapa). The record is from RefSeq and is a predicted model, not a curated record. Lineage: Eukaryota; Metazoa; Chordata; Actinopteri; Syngnathiformes; Syngnathidae. Gene Ontology annotation, biological process: regulation of mitotic spindle assembly. Gene Ontology annotation, molecular function: microtubule binding. Gene Ontology annotation, cellular component: ciliary basal body; cytoskeleton; ciliary transition zone.